Messenger RNA from Bicyclus anynana (squinting bush brown), 4518 nucleotides. Its product is annotated as E3 ubiquitin-protein ligase RNF123-like. NCBI's taxonomy places the organism in Eukaryota, Metazoa, Arthropoda, Insecta, Lepidoptera, Nymphalidae. The transcript is spliced from 35 exons. The record is from RefSeq and is a predicted model, not a curated record. Gene Ontology annotation, cellular component: cytoplasm. Gene Ontology annotation, molecular function: protein binding; ubiquitin-protein transferase activity. Bases 14 to 4423 code for a protein of 1469 amino acids.
GCCAGUUGUGCUUAUGGCAAAUUGCAGAGGGCCACAGUUGGUGAUGAUGAACGUUCUCCGUUCCAUGUUCGGGGGGUGCAGCAGCUCGGCGGAGAAGGGGGAGGUCCACGACACGGUGCGACGCGUCUUCGGCAACGAGCUGGUAUUGAAAGACAACACUGACAAGCAGAACCAGAGAGCCAAAUAUGUGACACACAUACAAGAGAACCUUUCAAAGAUAUUGGAUUCAAAAACUGUCCAGAAAUCAAAAUCAACAAAAAAGCACGCACCAGUGACACCAGAUAAUACUGAUGCUAUAGACGAAAGACCCGGCCGUCUAGGACCUAAACUUGUAGUUUUCGAUGCAUUGACAGGUACUGGAAGGCUGGUCCUCGUUGGUGACGAGCGAGUGAGCGUGCAGGGUCUGUCCAACUUCGCGACCAUCCGGGCGACGGCGUGCGUGUACGCCGGCAAGUGGAUAUAUGAAGUGCAAUUGGGCACUAAGGGCAUCAUGCAGAUCGGCUGGUGCACUUCAUCAUGUCAAUUCUCCGUGGACACAGGAGUGGGAGACACGGCUCACUCAUACGCGUACGACGGAGGCAGGAUUCGGAGAUGGAACGUUGCCACCUCGCCGUACGGUCAGGCGUGGCUGCCCGGUGACGUCAUCGGCUCCUGCAUCGACAUGGAUAAGGGUACCUUGGAGUAUUACCGAAACGGCCAAUCUCUCGGCGUAGCAUUCAGUCAAGUCACACGCGGCUCCGGUCUUGCCUACUUCCCAGCUGUUUCACUAGCCAUGCAAGAACACCUUUACGCGAAUUUCGGACAUUUACCAUUUAUCUUCCCGGUAGAAGGAUACGCGCCAAUCCAAGCAGCGCCCAUUCGGGAGUGUCUGCGAGCGAAUAUACUGUUGAAGUCACUCGAUGCACUCAUCGACGAGCUGGAAAAAGUAUCUGAUGUCAAACCAUCAGUCACUGCUAAAAAUAGUAAGGCAAAAUCUGAAACAUCGAAGGGUGAAGAGGAAAUACCCCUGCGUAUCGACAGUACAACUUCCUACUACAGUCCCAAAGGCUCGCCGUACAAUAUAGACACACAGAGCGUUGAAGCCAAAAAGAUGUCGAAUAGGGCUUUCCUAAUGUCCAUCUCAAGAUUGGUAGUGGAAGAGUUACGACCAGUGUUGAAGUCCUCGUAUGUCGUAGUUUCAGAAUUACUGCCUAGAUUUAAAGAAAUUUUGGGACUGAAAGCCAAAGGUCAACGACCGGACGCAAUUAGUGCUGAGUUUUAUCAGAAAUCAAGAGAUCAGAAUUUCCGCGGACUGGCGCAUAAGAUGUUAACGCAACCGAAAUCCCGCAUAUCAUGUCUUUUGAAUUUACUUUGGAUAUUUCUAGAGGAGGCGGCGUUGUGUGAUAUACUGGAACAUUGUGUCGUUAGAGAAUGUCUGCUCUACGAUUUAGUGCCGCUGGACAUGAACUUUAAUCAACAAAUAGAGGGAUUGUACGUUUUGUGCGGCCUGAUGCAACAUCGAGAAACGAGGCACUAUCUUGUCAAAUAUGUGUUUUUUAAUAAAAUCACAUUUGACAACUUCUUGAACGUCAAGUGCCCCGAUGACAACGUUUUACGUUCAGUAAUACGAAAACCAUGGUGGCAGCGUCCGACAUCAGUACAAGGAGAGACUGAUCCUAUGAUUGCUGAAAUGGCGGAAAAGGGAACUAUCCAGCAAGCCACAUUUGCACCAAAUACCACAGAAAAAAUGUCCAAACUACAGUCAACUAUCGACAGUGACAGCAAAUUAGAAGCCCAGUACAGGGACGAUUGUAACAAAAUAACACAAUCAAUCGCGCCAUUAGAAAGAAUACAGAUGGAAUUUCUCCUAAUGCUACUCGACAAUUCAGAUGGUACAAAUAUGGUGCCAUCAACCAGAAAAAUAUUUUUGGAAAAAUUUAGGAGAUACAUUAUGGACAACUGCAUAUUGGAUAUGAGGUUAUUUAGUGUCUCCCGAAACUCACCAGCUAUAUCUUGGUGCUGUCAUGCACGACUACUCACAGCCGUAAUGCAUCUGUGGAACGAGAAUCCAUUAGAACAUCCGCAAACUAUUCCCCAUAUUCCCGCAAAGACGUUCAUUGAUGGUGAAUUGGAUUUCUACAACGUUGACCGCCUCGGAGGCGUGCUACCAUUCCUUGUAAGGACUUUGCGACAGGAUUUGAUAAACGUCCUUGGUGAAGAUAACAUGUUUAUACAAAGCUUCGAACCGAACUAUAAUAGAGCGGGAGGCAUCGACACAGGUGUAAGUGACAUGGCAGCCGGCUCACCAGGUCUUGCGACUCUACCUCAAGUAAUAUCUUCAAUCGCGAGGUUUAUGCAUCAACCGAUGCCACCUAUACCUAACAGAACAAUUGGUGAAACAGCGCUGGCGUUGAAAGGGACAAGGUCUAUGAUGCCUGGUGCUGGGCCCAUCGAUGACAGAAAUGCGUACCUAAGGUUACUGGAUGGACUACUUGCGUUGUACCACGGAGCAGCGAUAAAGCAUUCAGAGAGACUUUGUGAACUUCGUGAUAACCAACUCGACUUAGCGGACUGCCUCCAUGACAUAGAACAUCGAAUAUUAAUAGUGACACAAGAACUUCAAGCUCUCUCUGGUUUAGCUGACACAGAAGAGGGUCAAACGAAAACGGAACUUUUUAAAGUGAUGCUCAAGGAAUUAGACCGAUCCAAAAGUGUAUACGAGGAGAAACUGGACGCCAGCGCUCUCCAGAUGUCUUGGGUGAUCGGUGCGGUGUGGACAAAGCAAAGGCAGACGGAGCUUGCGCGCCACUUUGCAGGCGCUUUGCACUCUUUGCGCAUUGCGUCUGACACUGACUAUGCGGGACACGUGCAGACUUCCAGUAAAGAAAUAUUGCCUGGCAAAAGUUCUAUAUUAGGAGCUCAGAGCUAUGCGUCUCUCCAGUUAGAAUACACUUCCAGUUCUAAUCAAAGUCCGCAGACUCCUACAUCAAGAGCGGCAACACCCCGGGCUGGCUCUAACACGCAAAUUGAUCCAAUUAACAAUACCACUGGACAAGAAUACCCGGAGUCAUUGUUUGCAUUCGUGCCCGAAUAUCACGUGGACGCCAUGUUGGAACUGUGCAACACUUUGAGACUUUACAUGCAUCCAACGAUAAACGUUCAACAAAUACCAGAAUGGGAGGAGCUAAUAGUGUCAUGCGCGGCGUUCCUUUGCGCCGAGUUUGCGGAUCCACGCAUAGUUCUGGCGAGCACGCGCGAGUCACUGGUGCAAACACUGGCCUCGUUCGCCACGCAGCCUCAGACCAUGCGGGCUAUUGAACGUGUGCCUUUGAAACAACAAAUGUGUAUGAUAGAAGAGUUGGUACGUCCGUACCAGAAUAGAGCGUGGGCACAAUCGAACUGGGUGAUGGUACGAUUCUGGCACGGAACUGGGUUUGGUUACCGCCACAGACAGUGGCCCCACUUAGCUGCAAGUUUUGGAGACAGAGAACCAACAGUCAACAAUUUAGGAGCCAAAGUCGAUGCUGGACUCAUGAGUCAGUGCUUUGGUCCAUGUCCAUCAGAAAUUAUUGAGAGUCGGAUAGCAGACUACUUGAGGGAGCAUCCAAAGGAAUCCGCAGCGUUCCUAAACUCUCUACUGAGUCAACUGAACUGGGCAUUUUCGGAGUUCUUCACGAUGAUGCAAGAAAUGGACAGGGUGGAAGACGACUCCCACCUGGAGCCGCGUCAGAUUAAGCUAUGCGCGACCUGCUUCGACCUGUACCACGGCCUGGCACGAGCUCUGGAGAUGACGAUCGCAAUGUACGCAGAGCUGUUGACCAAACCUAGCGCCAGUAACAACCAGAAUGACCUUCUGCUGGGGAGGACUUGUCAGAUCCUAAUGGCAGUGGUAUCCCGGGUUUGCGUGCCAGGGGGAGGCAGUACCAGUUUCCAGAGGCUCAUCAACCGAGGGCUGCCCGAUACAGACCGGAUGCACUACUACGUAGCCCUGGCGCCGGUUGCUGGAUGCUUGAUCAGGAUGUUAGACCCUAAGUUACCUGAAGAGCAUUUAAGCAAUAUUACAAAUGCGUUGGUGUCGGAGCCAUUAUUCCGAUUGGAUGGACUUGAUUUUAUGUUGGAAAAAGACAAGAAGAAACCUUUCUCUUUUUAUAAAUUUCAAGGAGACGUCACAGUGGAAGAGCUAGCGGCGCUGGAGGCUGUGGUAGCGCGCCUCCGAGGCGCCUACGACGCGAAGGCGUUGUCGGGCUCCCCCGGCUCCAGUGGCACGCAGUCCGACCUGCUGUGCACUAUAUGCUAUGCCAGACCUGCCGACACGGCAUUUGCGCCUUGUGGACAUCAUUCGUGCAGACCCUGCAUAAUGCAGCAUUUACUGAACAGUAAACAGUGUUUCUUCUGCAAAGCGGAUAUCGAUUCAGUCAGAGAAAUAGAGCCUGCGAACAGUUGAAAACUAUUUACAUAAUCAGUAGAGAUUUCCGAUACAUUUUGAAUAUAAAUACUGUCAAUUACACUUUAGCUUUGUACUACAAACACUUUGUUUAU